Molecule: messenger RNA, 776 nt
Organism: Marmota flaviventris (yellow-bellied marmot)
Lineage: Eukaryota; Metazoa; Chordata; Mammalia; Rodentia; Sciuridae
Gene: Efcab11
Product: EF-hand calcium binding domain 11
Molecular function (GO): calcium ion binding
Source: RefSeq, a predicted model, not a curated record
AUCAACGCCAGUGCCUCGGAGGCCGUCCAAUGGGAGGAGACGUUGGAGUUGCACGGCGUAGUUCCAGAGCCGCGGUGGGCGUGGCCGAGGGAGGCUGCGAGCCGGGUUCUGGCGGGAGAGGUUCUGGACUAGGUGGUCCGGAACUGGUUGUAGCUGUCGCUAUGUUUUUCUCCGAGGCUGGGGCCCGGCGGCGGACGUGGGAAGCCAGCCCCGCGGAACACAAGAAGUUUGUGGAAGUAUUUAAAGCAUGCGAUGAAGAUAACAAAGGCUACCUAAGCAGAGAGGACUUUAAGGUUGCUUUUGUAAUGCUGUUUGGGUACAAGCCCUCCAAGAUAGAAGCGGAUUCUGUGAUGUCUUCAAAAAAUUCCAGUACUUCUGGUGUAUCGCUUGAGGAGUUUUUAAAUAUCAUAAGGAAAAAGAAGGAAGUUCAACUAUAUCACAAUGAGAUAAGACACAUCUUCACAGCUUUUGACAUGCACUAUCGUGGAUUUUUAACUUUGGAAGAUUUCCAAAGAGCCUUCAGGCUUGUGGCUCCCAAAUUACCUGAAAGGACUGUUCUUGAGGUAUUCAGGGAAGUAGAUCAAGACUCAGAUGGUCUCGUCAGCUUUAGAGACUUCGAAUAUGCUAUGAAGAAUGGACAAAAUGAAGCCCAGCCGUCGAGAUCUACUUUUGGCAAUUCCGGGGAGAGCGGUAAAUUGUAAUAUAUUUAAAGGUCAAACAGACCUUGCCCUCGUGACUUUGUGAUCUGCAUACUUGUGAUUAAACUCUUAAUCAUA